Messenger RNA from Zeugodacus cucurbitae (melon fly), 1475 nucleotides. RefSeq names its product zinc finger protein 225. Bases 168 to 1169 code for a protein of 333 amino acids. The transcript has a single exon. The record is from RefSeq and is a predicted model, not a curated record. Lineage: Eukaryota; Metazoa; Arthropoda; Insecta; Diptera; Tephritidae.
CAAGUCUGUCCACCAUUUUGACUGAAUGUUGCCACAAUCGAAUUUUCGUGUCAAAUACCUUCGGUAGUCAAAAGGUUCGGGAAAAAAUCAACUCGGUGAAAAAGUGUUGACUAACUACAGCGAAAAAGACGCGAAACGUUGAAACUCUAUUAAUUUUUUUUUGCAAUAUGAACCCAAAGCGAACCAAAUUCACAACACUGACUUCAACGGUUAAAGAGGAAGUCGUUCCGGUGCUGAUACACGAUCCCAAUGCUCCAGAUGGUGCGCAAUAUGCGUAUGCUACAUUUACCUCAGCUGAAGAAUCUGAAUCUGCUGUUGAAUCAUUGUCUGGAACACAUGAAACAAUCGUGAGCGCACAGGAGGUGAUAAUUGAUGAACAUGGACGUGCUGUGACCAUUCAACAACUGGUUGACACCCAUUCUGUCGAAGAGGUGGAGACCGUGGAAGAAAACGAUGGCACACAUACCAUAUUGCAUAUUGUACCCUCAUCGCCAAUUCCCGAAGAGACGGGAACAGAAAGCGGUGGAGAUGGCGAUGCCAGCCUCAGCCCAACCGAUUCGAUGGGGUCACGUUCCAAGACUUUUUAUUGCCCCAAUUGUGGUAAUUGCUACAGUGCCGCAGGAUCAUUAAAAUUGCAUAUGCGAGCUUGCAUGAAGCAGCGCGAAGAAGUUCCACCAGAACAAAGAAAAUGCGAAAUUUGCAAUAAGGUAUUCAAUUCAGUUUCGUAUUUAAAAGAACAUAUGAUGCGGCAUACAGGAGAAGGCCCAAGACGAUGUAAUCGCUGCUAUAGAAAAUUUAUUGAUGAGGGUAAAUGGAAGGCGCACAUGGAAAGCCAUAAACAACAAGAUAAACUAGAUGCUGAAGCUCAGGCUUUGGCCGAACAGCAUGGAGGAAAGAAGAUAGUGGUCAAAGAGUUCACAUGUUCAUUUUGUUCACAAAAUUUUACGGUGGUAUUCGAAGAGGGUCAAGUUAAACGACGUUACGCCUGUGAUGAGUGUCGUGAGAAGUAUUCUAACGCGGAACAAUUAAAGCAGCACAAACAAAUGUUGGGCGAAAAGCGCGAUUUUCAUUGCGAACGAUGUGGGCGCAAAUUUGUGUUUGAAGGUUUCUUGCAGCGGCAUCUUCCAGCUUGUGAUGGUACAAUUAAACGACGACGGGACAUGAAGUAAUAGUUUCGUGUGAUUUGCGUCUACGCAUAAUCUCAUAAGUAUAACUCAAUACUACACUACGCUAUUUAGAUCUACGAAUUAAUAAGUUUUUUUCCGUACCUUAUGUUAUUUGUAACUUGUUUAUUUCAUUUGCUAGAUGAUACUUUGUAAAUAUGCCAUUUAAACCGUUGAAUAUAUAGCUGGAGGCAACGUCGACGGACAGCAAUAUUCUGAAGAUUUGAAAUACGUCCUCUGUUCUUGAAUAACUUUUUUAAUUCUAUGACACGUAAAUUUUUGAAUUAAUAAAAAAAUCCAUAUUAAAUUAAA